GGACAGUGAUGGCUGCUCUCCCAGAGCUACAUCCUGAUCCUGACACCGCCUUCUUUCUUUCUCACUGGUGUGAGUGAAGCUAGCAGCGGAGACACACACAGAGCCGGAGAAGACAUCUGCUUCACACCACCCGGACACAGAAGGCCUGGGGUGGAGCGUCAGGUGCCCUCCAGACAGGUAAAAAGUGAGCAGUACUGGCCCUUCCAGACGGAGCAGUUUGGUUUUUUUUUAGGAGACACCGGCGAAGAGCGAGGCUGAGGAGGAAGCAUGUCCACCGACCAGGAGCCGACCUACACAGUCAAGCUGCUGCAGCUGCUGCUGCUCUCCACCUACUGGGGAAUGCAGAUUUGGGUCACCUUUAUUUCAAGCUUUGUGAUGGACAACCACCUGAACAGACACACUUAUGGGUUUAUCCAGAGUCGUCUUGUCCCGUUCUACCUCCACCUGGGUUCAGCUUGUGCCUUCUUCAACCUCACUAUCUACGCUGUGUAUCAUCCCAGCGACCUGCUGGAUGACAGAGAAGCCUUUCAGAUCUUCAUCUUCUUUGUUUCGGUGACGGUCGCAGCCAUCAACGCCCAGUGGUUCGGCCAGAUGACGUCGGAGAUCAUGGCAGACAUGCACCUCAUCGAGCAGUCGUGCGGAUUGGGUCAGGACAUCGGCCUGUCGUCGAACCGCGAAGCUUACGCCAAGCUGUGUGAGACGGAUGUCAAAUACAGACACCUGAGCAGUCGUCUGUGGCUGUACAGGUUUCUGUCCUCCCUCUGUAACCUCUGCUGCAUCGGCUGCAACUUCUACAGUCUGUGCUACAUGGCCGAGAACCUCUCCACACUUUAAUCUGACACGCAGCAGCUGGACUGUUGAUUUUUUGAUAGUCAGUCCCUCUACAAAUCUAGAAACUCCUAUUUUUGUAUCAAAGCAGUAACUUAUAUAUUUAAAGCCGUUCCCUCUCCCUGCCUUGUUAGUCAUAAAAUAAAACAUCAGGUAAGCGUCAUUGCUCUUGUGCCUUAGGGAAUAAUGAAAGGACAGCAGCCGCUGUGCUCAGAGUUAGGCUCUAGUUUUUUGUUGGUAUGGAGUCAGUCGUAGUGAAGGCCUUAUUAGAGACACAAAUCAGUUCCUGCAGUGAGUAACGCCUCACCUUUCACCCAGUGUGGCCGAGGCUGGUGCCACCCUUGAUAUUAAACUACCUUACACACCUUACAGGAACCCAAAACAUGAGGAAUGUCUUAAAGUUCUUUACUUGCAGUAUCGGAGACAUCACCUUUUUAUAUCCUCUCAUGCUUCUCAUUCCUGCUUGUCCUGUUUGGGUGCAGCUUUAAGACCUCGGUCACAACAUGGCAUCACAGGUUUUUUCUGCCCUAUCUUUUGUUAACUAAAAAAAACACGUACUUCUUGCUUCUCACAUGAAAAACUAAGCAAAACACUUUAAAUAUAUGGCUGCCCUGAGGCCCCUACACACCAAACUGACAGUAAAUAACUAGCUGCGACAAAGGCUGACUGUUGUGUAACCUCAUGUUUCCAUUAUCACCUAUAUCUCAGCCGAAGAGCUGCACUCGAACACGCCACAAAAACUCCAGCUGGCGGCCAACAAUCUAGUGCGUUCAGUGCCCACGUGAAAGGAGAUACCAAUCUGCCAAUAUACAAACCAGUGUUAGGAUUAAGCAGCAGUUUUGGAGAAUGUCUUUGAUGAAGAGUUGCAAAGAGGCAGACGCAGAAAAAUAAUAAUGUAUAUUGCAGCGACAUACACAAGGGGCUUUCCCUUUUUUUUCCUCGUUUUUCUACACUGAUCCUCUUACCUGAACAGCCAAUCAGAGGGAUUUCUCUCACAGAUGAGCCGCCACCAAUUCUGAAUCACCCUGUAAAGGCAUGAUGACACUUGAAAAUAUUUUCUCCGUAACUAAAUUAUUGUUGCUCCAAAAUCAGUGACAGUUGCUGGUGUGUUUGAUGCACUGCUGUAGUCACAAAGUGCAGAAACAAGCCAUAGAGGGGAGGAGUGACUAAGGCAGACACAACUCAAACCAUUACAAGACACUGAGGCAUCAAAAUGAUUCUGAUGCUGUUGUUUUAAGGUAAAAAAAGGUGCACUAAGUUUCAGUUUGGGCCAUUAAUGGGGAAAUGUUCAGGCACUGCUGCUCUGUGUUACACAACCAACAAGAUUUUAGCUCAUUCAAAAGACACCGCACCAGGGAUUCUAUCAUUAUAUUGGAAUUAUGAUUAUUGCCAUUUGAAAAACGCAUCAGUGUAUUUAUCUUCACAUGUUAUAAGGGACCCUUGCUACUAUCCACAUGUCCUUGAGGAAGACAUUAUUGCCGUUCUCUUGAUAAGCCUGGACCAGUGGUGGUCAAAGGGAUCCGAAUUUUCUUACUUGGCUUUGUAACUGGGAAAGUUUGAGGGGGAAAAAGUCCCACAGUGACCUGUCAGGGGCUUCAUAGUAUCUGUCCACUUGAAGAUCUGAAUGAUGUCUCUGACCUCGUCCAUUUCACCAAUCAUCCCGGUAUGACCAUGGCCAUGUACAUUGUUACCUUUAUAGUGUGCCUUAAUAGAAAAUGAGUCUAUUGCCUGAAUGAAUUAAGCAGGCUUUGCUUUGUUCUGUAACACCUGUGUGUACUGAGUGUGGUCAGUCACCAUGAUGUGGCUGUUUGGAGCUCUGCCCGCCACGGAAGCCAAAUCAUUUUUGAGUUGUACUCGCAGUGGAGUACAGCACAGGUCUCAGGUGUCGGAGCUUUUUUUAGUCAUGCUGUUUAUCUCAUCAGGCCGAGAGGAUCUGUGGACAGUUGUAUGUAUUUUGUGUUUUUUUUGCACAUGUUGAAAUGAUGUUAAUGAACCUCUCCUGCUGUGAUGGCCUUUACUGAGGUGAACGUUUAUUUCAGUGUGUUUCUUUAGUCUGUUUGCGUCAGCCUGUAAUACAUGUACAUUAAACCAAAGUCAGUCAUGCCAUCAACACCAACAGUACUUUCAUACGCGGGGCAGAGGAAGCUGAGAACAGCCCCUUAAACUCAGUUUUUGUUUUUCUUUUGUUUGUUCUGACUGGACUGAUGAAGGUGCUUAUUAUGAGCCCAUAACAGGCAAACACAAUGCAAUAUUACUCGGAAGUAGCUUUUAACGGUACACACCCUCAAUGUUGCUACUUUGUAGCUCUGCCAGUUUGGAUUAAUUUAAAUCCAUAAACAUAAAAGCUACAUGUGGAUGUUAUAUUUGAAAAAACUUUGUCAUUUGUUAGAUAUUUAUGGCAGUUUUUACUGUUAUUGUGGCUUGUGUAAACCUAAAUGUAAGUCGCCUGAAGACCACUGAGGGCAGAGGUCAUGAGCUGUUUGUGGUCCUGGGUUUGUAUCAAAGAUGUUGAGACAUGUACCGUCUGUUUUUUUGUAUUAAAACACGAUUUCUGUCA
Acanthopagrus latus (yellowfin seabream) is the source of this 3385-nucleotide messenger RNA. Its product is annotated as transmembrane protein 205. NCBI's taxonomy places the organism in Eukaryota, Metazoa, Chordata, Actinopteri, Spariformes, Sparidae. The transcript is spliced from 4 exons. Bases 268 to 834 code for a protein of 188 amino acids. The record is from RefSeq and is a predicted model, not a curated record.